AUCAGCAUCCGCUGGAAGCGAACGUUAAAUUGUCAUCUACCUACCUACCUAUUCGUCAUUAAACAUUCUACUGAUACAACACUCGCUUUCAUUAUUUCAAGUAUACUAAUUCACAGAAAUGGAUGUAGAAGACUUCAGAAAACACGGCCAUGAAUUGAUUGACUUUAUAAUAGACUGUUUAUUUAGUCAAGAAAAGGAAUUACCCAAUCCAAAAGUUGAGACGGGAUAUAUGUCAAAAUUGAUACCAGACAAAGCUCCGGAGGAUCCUGAUGAAUGGAAAGAUUUAUUGAAAGAUAUUCAACCAGUUAUAUUAGAUGGGAUCACAAACUUACACAGUCCUAAUUAUCAUGGCUUUUAUCCAUUAAGAUCGUCGUUUCCAUCCAUCUUAGGAGAACUUCUCCGUCACUGUUUUGAAACACCAACAGCUAAUUGGAUGGCCAAUCCAGCUGGUAUAGAAUUAGAAAUGAAUAUGACAAAUUGGUUGGGGAAAAUGUUACAGUUACCAGAAGAGUUUCUGUUUGAUAAAAAGAGAAGUGGUGGUGGAGUAAUUUUGACAUCUGCUAGUGAAUCUGUGUGUACCUGUUUAUUAGCUGCAAGAACUCACACUAUUCGUGAAGUUAAGAAAACAAACCCUAAUCUUAAAGAUGGUGAAAUUAUUACAAAAUUAGUGUCCUACACAUCAGCUGAGGCCCAUCCGUCUGUUAUUAAAGCAGGUUUAAUAAGUUGUAUAGAAAUGAGAAUAAUAGAAACUGAUAGUAAUGGUGGUGUAAAUACUUCAGCUCUAGAAAAAGCUAUAUUAAGUGAUAUUGAGAAUGGUUUAAUACCUAUAUUUGUGUGUGCAAAUUUGGGGUCUACUGGAUGCUGUGGUUUUGAUAAUCUGAAUGAAAUCGGCGCUGUAUGCAAUCAACAUAAGAUAUGGAUGCAUAUCGACGCAGCGUAUGCUGGGAGUGCUUUUAUCUGCCCUGAAUAUAGAUAUCUUCUAGACGGUGUUGAGCUAGCGACAUCCUUCAAUUUCAAUGCUCAUAAAUGGUUAGAGAUUGCCCCGCCAUGUUCAGUUUUAUGGGUUAAGAACAGUAAAUUAUUGUCAGAAGCAUUUCCAGUUGAUUUAUGUGCCGAGAACAAUUUUGAUAAUAAAGAUAAAGCUCCCGAGAGCCCAGCUGAACACAUUCCUGUUUACAGACAUUGGUCGCUACAGUUUACCAGAGACUUUAAGUCAAUCAAAGUUUGGUUCCAGUUGCGUUUAAUGGGAAUAAAAGCACUGCAAGAAAUAGUCCGAACGGACAUAUCUAUGGCGAAACUUUUUGAGAGUUUAGUUAAAGAAGAUAAUAGAUUUGAGAUUGUUGUUCCGGUAACUCUAGCUGUUGUCUGUUUCAGAUUAAAGGGCACAAAAAAGAAAACCAAGGAUUUAUUAGAAUUGAUCAGAGCGGAUCGUAGAAUUUUCAUGAUACCUUCAGCUUUAAAUGGAAUUUUCUUCAUUAGAUUCGUUAUUUCUAGCUCUAAAACAACACCUAAAGAUGUUCACUUUGCUUGGAAGGUUAUACAAGAAAAGGCAGAUCAACUACCUCAACAGUUGAUUGAAGGUUGAAAGGCAAUAGAACAAGCUAAAAGAGUAUCUUGUAUACAACACACAUACUUUUUUGUAUCCAUAAUCAUGUGUUCUUUUAUAUUUAAUUUACCACAUAAUUUACAGUAGUACUCGCUGAACCAUCUAUUGAAUAUCCCUUUCUGAAAUAUGGUUAACAUUUAGUAAAUGAUACAAUAAAACUCGAACUCGACGAUGUAAUUCGAACUUAUCCUGCAUCUUAAGAAAGUUCAUUUAUAAAAAAUUG
Lottia gigantea (owl limpet) is the source of this 1829-nucleotide messenger RNA. RefSeq lists its product as hypothetical. Bases 119 to 1585 code for a protein of 488 amino acids. NCBI's taxonomy places the organism in Eukaryota, Metazoa, Mollusca, Gastropoda, Lottiidae. The record is from RefSeq and is a predicted model, not a curated record. Gene Ontology annotation, molecular function: carboxy-lyase activity; pyridoxal phosphate binding. The transcript is spliced from 13 exons. Gene Ontology annotation, biological process: amino acid metabolic process.